UGGGGACUGCCUGCCUCCAUGAGUACCAGGCUGCAGAGUCUGGACCAUCUCCUCCUCACUUCCAUCCUGAUUACAGUCUGUGGGUCUGAUCCCACACCUGAAGGCCCCAGGAUGCUAUUGCCACAAGCUGUGCUACUACUGUUAGUCCUCCCUAGUCACGGUCAGGAUCCCACCAUGAAGGAGCCUGGAGAUCUGCCUGCCCCACCCAGCGGAGUCUGCAGUGGUUGGAUGGCGGGCAUCCCAGGGCAUCCGGGACACAAUGGGAUCCCAGGCCGUGAUGGCAGAGAUGGCAUCCCUGGCGAGAAGGGUGAGAAAGGAGAUGGAGGUCUUGUUGGUCCUAAGGGUGACCCUGGCCAAACCGGAGUUCCUGGGUUGGAAGGUCCCCGAGGCUUUCCAGGAGUCCAAGGCAGGAACGGAGAACCUGGAGAAAGUGCCUAUGUCUACCGCUCAGCAUUCAGUGUAGGAUUGGAGACUCGAGUCACUGUCCCCAAUGUUCCCAUUCGCUUUACCAAAAUCUUCUACAAUCAACAAAACCACUAUGAUGGCACCACUGGCAAAUUCCACUGCAACAUCCCUGGGCUCUACUACUUCUCCUACCACAUUACAGUCUACCUGAAGGAUGUGAAGGUCAGCCUCUACAAGAAUGACAAAGCUGUGCUCUUCACCUUUGACCAAUACCAGGACAAGGACUUGGACCAAGCCUCCAGCUCUGUGCUCCUGCAUCUGGAGACGGGUGACCAAGUCUGGCUGCAGGUGUAUGGGGCUGGGGAGCAUAACGGGCUCUAUGCAGAUAAUGUCAAUGACUCCACCUUCACAGGCUUUCUUCUCUACCAUGACACCAACUGAUGACCACUCACACAGAGACUCCCCUGGGCCAAACAACCCAGAAGUCAAAGAACAGUCCACAGGUUUUCAGUUUGGUUAGGAGGCUGAUGUUAUUAUUUAGUCAGAGAGUUCUGAACAUUAUUCAUGUAUUUACUCAUUCAUUCACCAAGUACUUUAAAAAAUCAUAUAGUAUAGUCUCAGUCCUAAAGAAGAUGUGUUCCCUUUCCUCAAGGAUCUAGUACAUAGUGGCAGUAAAAGGAUAAUAGCAUUUACUGGAGAGCUUCACAAACAUGACAAGAUAACUGACUAUAAGAAAGUAUUUGACAGUGUCACUCUGUGUCCACUGUUUCUCCUCAUGUUCAUGCCAAUCCUGCGAGGUACACAGAAAAGCUUACUCUCCUCUUUUUACACUGGGGUCCUGGGGCUUAGAGAGUUAAGUGAUUGCCAGUGGUCACUAUGAAGGGGUGGAGCUAGAAGUCACACUCAGGGCUGUGGAACUUUUCUAUUACACUGUGUCCUUUUUUUAGAAGUACUUGGCCUCUUUAGGAUGUUAUUUGGGGGUGGCGUCUCUCAUCCAUCUCACCUGAGGGCCUCUGAAUUGUACUUCAUCAUGAGUUAAAUCUUUUCCCAGUAGAGCUCCCUGAGAGAGCAGGCGGUUCUAUGACCAGGUCCCAUUUCAGCUGGAUCACUCAAUAAGCCCUGCACUUCUCUUUCCUCAUGCUCUUCUCUCUAAUCCAGAAAGCUACCACCAAUUUCCACGUGUUGAAAUCCUCCAGGUUCCUCAGAGCUACCUGGUCAGGAAGCUUCUCUGAAAGUUCUGCAACCCUUCCUUGCAUAUGGCACCCCUGUGCUUCUCCAGGUGUUAUUCUGAAUGAGAGCCCUGGGCAGGGGCAUCAUCUUCCCCAAGGCCAAAGACAACUUCCAGCAGGACCAUGUUUCCUCCACAUCCGAAUCACCCUCCAGGUUCUUGGUAAAUGCCUCAUGAAGACCAGUCUCCUGAAUCUCACAUCUACCCAGAAUUAACUCCAUUUGAGUCUCUUCAUGUUGUAUAACUAAUCUGUACCUUCAAAAACACUGUUAUUUUAGAAACUCCCUGAGUUAAGCACUUAAUCCUUGUUCUACUGUACAGUUUGAAUAAUUUUCAUUGAGGUUAGGAAUGAUUGUGCUUUUUAGAACAUUUGAAUAAUUUUUCCUCAAGGAGCUAGCUUGAGCCUGCAGUGCAAAGUCCACAAAGGAAUUUGAAAACCGUUCUUACCUUGAGUAGCAGCAGAGUCUGGGGAGAACUGGGCUUUCUGAAUCUACUCUUGUUGUUUAAGAAUUAUCAAAAAAGGAAAGAAAAUAAUAACUACUUGAUGUGAAUGAUAA
Artibeus jamaicensis (Jamaican fruit-eating bat) is the source of this 2190-nucleotide messenger RNA. RefSeq names its product adiponectin, C1Q and collagen domain containing (gene ADIPOQ). The coding region runs from base 19 to 846 and encodes 275 amino acids. The transcript has 3 exons. NCBI's taxonomy places the organism in Eukaryota, Metazoa, Chordata, Mammalia, Chiroptera, Phyllostomidae. Gene Ontology annotation, molecular function: protein binding. The record is from RefSeq and is a predicted model, not a curated record.